AUGUGGACACUCCUUUGGCCGCAAGAGCCUUCUUGCGUCGCGAACGGCUGCCCCACUUCGCCGCAAGCUGCAGCUGUGGAAGCGAUGCAGGGUGACAUGAGGCUGCUGCUCAACCAGGAGCUGGCGGUCUUCCGCCAAGAGUUGCUGAAGGAUGUCAAGCAGCUCUUGGUGGACACCCUCUGCAAGCCGAAG
Molecule: messenger RNA, 192 nt
Organism: Symbiodinium natans
Lineage: Eukaryota; Dinophyceae; Suessiales; Symbiodiniaceae
Source: the annotation of a GenBank genome assembly